CCCGGGAGCGGCGGGGGGAGGACGCAGCCGGGAUCCAUCCGCACCAGCCGUGCAUCACAGAUUAUCCCGAGCCUUUGGGACCGCCGGGAGCCGGGGGAGCCGCGGCAGGAGCGAGGCCAGGCCAGGGCUGCAGACGCGGCCCCGAUUCUCUGCUGCCGGCACCACCAAGCCAGCCCAACGGAGCCCUCGGAGAGCGCGAUGGACGAGUGGGAUCUCCCACAAUGGAAAAAAGAGGUGGAAAGCCUCAAGUACCAGCUGGCCUACAAGAGAGAGAUGUCCUCCAAGACCAUACCUGAGUUUGUGAAGUGGAUCGAGGACGGGAUUCCCGAGGAUCCCUUCCUGAACCCGGAGCUGAUGAAGAACAACCCCUGGGUGGAGAAAGGCAAAUGCAUCAUCCUCUGAGGCUCCCUGGCUCCUCAGGACGGGCUUGGCACCCCCGAGCUCCAGUUCCACCCCAGACCCUGAGCAAAGCCCUGCCCUCACCUCCUUUCUUCCCUCCUGGCUGUAGAAGGGGUUUUAGAAAUGGGGGGAAACCCCCAGGCUGCUCCAGGGCUGUGCUGCAGCUUCAUCUCACACUUCUGCCACCCAAAAAAGGCAGAUUUUUGCAACUUGUAAAGAAGCUUUUAUAAAA
Serinus canaria (Common canary) is the source of this 631-nucleotide messenger RNA. It is a transcript of the gene GNG13, whose product is annotated as G protein subunit gamma 13. Gene Ontology annotation, biological process: phospholipase C-activating G protein-coupled receptor signaling pathway; sensory perception of taste. Gene Ontology annotation, cellular component: heterotrimeric G-protein complex. Lineage: Eukaryota; Metazoa; Chordata; Aves; Passeriformes; Fringillidae. The transcript has 3 exons. Gene Ontology annotation, molecular function: G-protein beta-subunit binding. The coding region runs from base 199 to 402 and encodes 67 amino acids. The record is from RefSeq and is a predicted model, not a curated record.